GGGGGUUCGUCACCGGAGCGUCACGAGUUCAGCUAUGAACAGGGUUGGCUCUCCUCCAAGUAUUAGGCUACGGACGGCGCCGAAAGGCCUCUGGGGGGCAAAAACCUAGUCGUGUUUAUAUAGCUAUCCUUCGGAUGGGAUUAAAUCACUGCCCCCCCUUUCCCUCUUUUUACUCGAGCCCGCUACCCUACGAUAUAGGUACCUACAUAUAUACCUACCUGCUCGUAUACCUACUUUUUUUUUGUCACGUAGAGCGCCACCUAUACAUGGCUCCCUACUCCUUCUCUGGUUGCUCGCUGACCUAACCUAGCUCCCAGCUCGCUUAUAUAACAUAGCUCGCAGCUCCCUAUCGUCUAUAUAUAGGCAGCUCGCAUCUCCUUUGUUCAUUUCCUUUCUUCUUAGAUAGUCAAUUCACCUUCUUCUUCCCACAUUCCGUUGUUCCCAAGAAGCAACUUCAGUGCCCACGUAGGUCUCCCGAUCUACGUAACAUUUUUUUUUAAAUUCUCCUCGUAUAAGCUCCUGUCCCGACCUCAGACACGCCAAUGGCGAGCGCGAAGGCCUUCGUAGGCAAGGUGAUCCUGGUGACGGGGGCGGCGCAGGGGAUCGGCGAGGCGGUGGUGCGGUACACGGCGGCGCGCGGGGCGGCGGUGUCGUUCUCGGACGUGGCGGCCGACACGCUCGAGGCGACGCGGCAGAGCGUCGCGGCCGCCUUCCCCGCGGCCCGGCUGCUCGCCCGCGUCGUCGACACGCGCAGCUCCGAGAGCGUCGAGCGGUGGGUCGCCGAGUCGAAGCAGACCUUCGGCCGCAUCGACGGCUGCGUCAACAGCGCCGGCAUCCUCGGCCCCCAGGGCACCGUCGACGGCGAGCUCACCGAGGAGGCGUGGGGCCGCGUCAUCGGUGUCAACCUGACCGGCGCUUUCCUCUGCCUCAAGCACGAGGUCCGCGCCAUCGAGGACGGCGGCAGCAUCGUCAACCUCUCCAGCGGCGCCGGCCUGCGCGGCAUCCCCGGCCUCGCCGCCUACUCCGCCUCCAAGCACGGCCUCAUCGGCCUCACCAAGUCCGUCGCCAGCGAGGUCGCCCCCCGCCGCAUCCGCGUCAAUGCCGUCUGCCCGUCCCUCGUGGAGACGCCCAUGGGGGCGCAGGUCACCGCGCAGUCCGGCGGCACUCUGACGCCCGAGAAUCUGCCGCAGCUGUUCCGCUGGGCCGUGAGCGCGACCGAGGUGGCCGCCCUCGUCGCCUACCUCCUCGCCGACGAGAGCAAGUUCCUGACCAGCACCUCGUACCCGAUCGACGGCGGCUUCGCGGCGUAGCCCGCCCGCGGACUAAGAGUGAGGGAGGUGGAGGGAGAGAUUCCGGGAUAGACUGUGUGGCGUGGUGUUUGGAUAGGUCUGGUCGGUUCGUUAUGCCGGUGGUGGUGUGAGAGCAGAGAGCCGACUCAGGAGAGGGAGAAUGACACAGCAGCGCUGGGGCGAGCUCUCUGGUAUUAACUGUUUGUCGCGUUCUAUUAGGGAUAUCGGGAACCAUUAAAUGUGCCAAUGUCUAUCAUCUCAUCGAGGAACAGUCUCCCGUAAGCAUUUAAAGCAGCAUAUGCGUCGUGUUGUUGUAACACACUGUGGUAUGGCGGGUUUUACCGGUCUGGAAUUAUACGCCGUAAGCUAGGGCACCCCUUCACGAGCCCCUUCAC
Messenger RNA from Durotheca rogersii, 1684 nucleotides. Its product is annotated as NAD(P)-binding protein. Gene Ontology annotation, molecular function: oxidoreductase activity. The record is from RefSeq and is a predicted model, not a curated record. Lineage: Eukaryota; Fungi; Ascomycota; Sordariomycetes; Xylariales; Xylariaceae. The transcript has 2 exons. The coding region runs from base 543 to 1310 and encodes 255 amino acids.